AACUGUCUUGUGCGUACAUUACAUAACAGGAAGUGUUUCACUAUGGCCCAAACCGAACUGCACGAGAGUCCGAUGGCCUGAAAGGACAGUGACACAACAGCAAAUAAUCCCUCUAAAUUCGCACCAAACAUCGUGUACAUGCGAUUUACAAGCCGACCAAAAAUGAACUACAUGCCAGGAACAGCCAGCCUCAUCGAGGAUAUCGAUAAAAAACAUCUCGUCCUGCUCCGAGAUGGAAGAACGUUGAUCGGCUUUCUCAGAAGCAUUGAUCAGUUUGCCAACCUGGUGCUGCAGCAGACGGUGGAGAGGAUCCACGUGGGCAAGAGGUAUGGAGACAUCCCUCGAGGAAUCUUUAUCGUCAGGGGAGAGAACGUAGUCCUCCUGGGGGAGAUCGACCUGGAGAAGGAGAGUGACACCAGUCUGCAGCAGGUGUGUAUUGAGGACAUCCUGGAGGAACAGCGACUGCAGCAGCAGAGCAGGCAGGAGGCAGAGAAGACCAAACACCUGGCCCUGAAGGAGAGAGGCCUGGUCAUGCCCAGACCAGACAUCAUGGACGACUAUGGAGUACAGCAUCAAUACUGACCGGUACAUACAAACACCUGGCCCUGAAGGAGAGAGGCCUGGUCAUGCCCAGACCAGACAUCAUGGACGACUAUGGAGUACAGCAUCAAUACUGACCGAUACAUACAAACACGGUCAAUAGGUAAUGAUCCAAGUUCACUGUCUUUACUUUACCUUUGAGAGGGAAUCCCCAAUGUACUGGGCACCUUAUGACGAAGCACCUUAUUUCACAUUCAGAGUUUUAUAUUAUGUUUCCCUAAGAGUAUCAUGGCACUGACAUAAAUGUACAGGGUUUUUGUUUGAACCAUUAUUUUAAACUAUUUUGUGAGGUGUAAUGAAAACUACAUUUUGAUUUGUACAGAAGUGAAAAGAGGAUUUAUCAAAGUUGUACAUCACUGGAAAGGCCUUUGUUUGUAUUAAACACUUUUAUUUUUUA
This is a messenger RNA of Oncorhynchus gorbuscha (pink salmon), 997 nucleotides long. RefSeq names its product U6 snRNA-associated Sm-like protein LSm1. Gene Ontology annotation, biological process: deadenylation-dependent decapping of nuclear-transcribed mRNA. NCBI's taxonomy places the organism in Eukaryota, Metazoa, Chordata, Actinopteri, Salmoniformes, Salmonidae. Bases 139 to 582 code for a protein of 147 amino acids. The transcript is spliced from 4 exons. Gene Ontology annotation, cellular component: P-body; Lsm1-7-Pat1 complex. The record is from RefSeq and is a predicted model, not a curated record. Gene Ontology annotation, molecular function: RNA cap binding.